Peromyscus californicus insignis is the source of this 921-nucleotide messenger RNA. RefSeq names its product olfactory receptor 5B3-like. Gene Ontology annotation, biological process: sensory perception of smell; G protein-coupled receptor signaling pathway. NCBI's taxonomy places the organism in Eukaryota, Metazoa, Chordata, Mammalia, Rodentia, Cricetidae. The record is from RefSeq and is a predicted model, not a curated record. Gene Ontology annotation, cellular component: membrane. Bases 1 to 921 code for a protein of 306 amino acids. Gene Ontology annotation, molecular function: olfactory receptor activity; G protein-coupled receptor activity; odorant binding. The transcript has a single exon.
AUGACAGUGAUGGAGAACAGGACAGAAGUGACACAGUUUAUUCUCAUGGGACUCACUGAUGCCCCAGGCCUGCAGCUUCCCCUCUUCAUCACCUUCCUCCUCAUCUACACCAUCACCCUGUUGGGGAACCUGGGGCUAUUCAUGUUGAUUUUUUUUGACUCUCGGCUCCACACCCCCAUGUACUUUUUCUUAGGUAACCUGUCUCUGGUGGACUUUUGUUACUCUUCAGCUGUCACUCCCACAGUCAUGGCUGGGUUUUUCUUAAGAGAAAAGGUCAUCUCCUACAGAGCUUGUGCUGCUCAGAUUUUCUUCUUUGGAUCCUUUGGCACUAUUGAGAAUUUCUUGUUGGCCUCAAUGGCCUAUGAUCGAUAUGCAGCAGUGUGUAAGCCCCUACACUAUGCCACCACCAUGACUACAAGUGUGUGUGCAUGGCUGGUCAUAAGUUGCUAUGUCUAUGGUUUCCUGAAUGGCUCCAUAUACACUGAAGACACAUUCAGGCUCUCCUUUUGUGGGUCUAAUGUGGUCCACCACUUUUUCUGUGAUGUUCCAGCAGUCAUGGUUCUCUCUUGCUCUGAUAGACAUGUUAAUGAGCUUAUUCUUAUUGACUUAGCCAGUUUCAAUAUCUUCUUUGCUCUUGUGGUUAUCUUAAUAUCCUACAUGUUCAUUUUUAUCACCAUCCUAAAGAUGCACACAGGUAGAGGAUAUCGCAAGGCUAUAUCUACUUGUGCGUCCCACUUUACUUCAGUCUCUAUUUUCUAUGGGACUCUUAUCUUCAUGUACUUACAGCCCAGCUCCAGUCAUUCUAUGGAUACUGACAAAAUUGCGUCUGUCUUCUACACUAUGGUCAUCCCUAUGUUGAACCCACUGGUCUACAGCCUAAGGAACAAGGAGGUCAUGAAUGCGUUCAGAAGGAUGGCUUAG